Gadus morhua (Atlantic cod) is the source of this 3786-nucleotide messenger RNA. It is a transcript of the gene ptchd1, whose product is annotated as patched domain containing 1. The record is from RefSeq and is a predicted model, not a curated record. The transcript has 5 exons. Gene Ontology annotation, cellular component: plasma membrane; synapse. NCBI's taxonomy places the organism in Eukaryota, Metazoa, Chordata, Actinopteri, Gadiformes, Gadidae. Bases 624 to 3770 code for a protein of 1048 amino acids. Gene Ontology annotation, biological process: chemical synaptic transmission; cognition.
CACACACACACACAAUCACGCACACAUCGCUCGCUCCCAUUCAGGGUGAACAUUGAAGCAACGUGUUUCUCUGCAUCGUACCGGCGGCGCGAGGCGGGGCGGUAGCACCGAUCAAACACCGGGAGGAGGGAGGAGCGGCGCGAGGGGCAUCAGCAGCAGCAGCAGAGACAACGAAUGCCCCCCACCCCCCCUGCUCUUUGAAGAAAGCCGGUAAUUAGUGACGUGUUUUGCCACCACCAGCAGCGAGGAGGGCAUUCGUCGGGACAGCCUGUUGGCGGUGCGUCGCGCGGACGAGCAGGACUCGGUAAUUCACCGGGGACCGAAUGAGGGGCUGAGCUGAAAAAGAGAAAAGGGGAAGAGGAUGACAAAGCCCUCAAUGCGGCGCCCAGCGGAGGACACAUCUACCGGACGAUCUGCCGUUUGCGGUUAAAGAAAUCCUCCGCCAGAUGACGCUCCGCCGCCUCUAAUGGGUGAGACCCGGUAUAGGAGGCGGUGCUGUGACCGGGGAAAGUGGACUUGUUCCCCGCCUUGCCGUGGACACUAGUCGGCGGGGUCGUCGCCCCUCUGACCGUCCUCCGACCGUGUGACUAGAGAUCGGUGCUCCCCGAUGCGGCCGGACCCUGAUGGUCGGCGUUCCCGGGCUGUCCGGUCGACGGUGGGAGAGGCUCGAGCCGCGGCCGCGCGCUAGGAUGCUGCGCCAGGUGUUGCAGGCGGGCCUGGGGGGCUCCUUCCACGCGCUGGGUCGCUUCGUCGCGAGCCACCCGGUGUUCUUCGCCUCCGCGCCCAUGCUGCUCUCCAUCUUGCUCGGCGCGAGCUUCAGCCGGUACCGCGUGGAGGAGAACGUCGAGUACCUGCUCGCGCCGAAGCACAGCCUGGCGAAGAUCGAGGGCAACCUCGUGGAGAGCCUGUUCCCCGUGAACCGCUCCAAGCAUGCGCUUUACUCCGACCUGCAGACCCCCGGCCGCUACGGACGCGUCAUCGUCACCGCGCGCAAGGGCAGCGUGCUGGAUCCGGUGCACCUGGACACCAUACUGACGCUUCACCGCCGGCUGUACCAGAUGCAGGUCACGGUGCCGGCCAGCAGCGCCAGCAGCUUCAACUACUCCUUCUCCUCGCUCUGCCUGCCGGACGACAACAACGCCUGCAUCAUCGACGACAUCAUCCGCUCCAUGCAGGGCAUCCAGGCGGCCCGCGCCGCCAACCACACCCCGCCCCCGCUCAAGUACCCAAUCACGCGGCUGGCAGACGGGCGGCAGGCCUACAUCGGCCACCAGCUCGGGGGGGUGCAGGGCUGGGGCCCCAUGGCCAAAGGGGACGGCGUGCGUUCGGCGCGCGCCCUCCAACUCACCUACUACCUCCAGGCGCACACCAGUUUGAUGGACAAGGUGGCCGGCCAAUGGGAGAUGGCCUUCUGCGCGGAGCUGCAGCAUUUCGGCGCGGCGCACCCCAAGCUGGGCCUGUACCCGUCCACGUCGUCGUCCCUGCGGACCGACUUCCAGCACUCCUCGGUGUUGGCGCGGCGCCCCCUGCUGAUCAGCUUGGGGCUGUGCAGCGUCCUGGCGGUGCUGUGCUGCUCCAUGAGGGACUGUGUGCGGGCCAAGCCCUGGCUGGGCCUGCUGGCGCUGCUGUCCAUCACGCUGUCGGGACUCACCGCCGCGGGGAUCCUCAACCUGACCGGGGCCACGUACAACUCCACCUACCUGGGCAUCCCCUUCGUCAUGCUGGGCCACGGGCUCUUCGGCUCCUUCGAGAUGCUGUCGUCGUGGCGACGGACGCGGGAGGACCAGCACGUGAAGGACCGCGUGGCGGCCGUCUUCGAGGACGUGAUGCUGCGCUUCUCGGGCUCCACCCUGCUGCACCUGACGGCGCUGGGCCUGGCCGCCUCGCCGCUCACCAACAUGGAGGCCGUGCGCCUCUUCUGCCGCACGGCCUCGCUGGGCGUGGCCGUGGGCUACGUGUACACGCUGUCGCUGUACGGCUCCUGCCUGGUGUUCACCGGCUACCUCGAGACGGGCUACCGCCACGGCUGCUUCUGCCGCCGCGUGCCCAAGCCCGAGCGGCUGGACGCCAAGCCGGCCUGGUACCGCUGCCUCAUGUACACGCGCUACGAGGAGGAGACGGCCGGCCCUCACGCCAGCCCGCCGCGCAGCUACGCGCACGACAACGCGCACGGCAACGCGCACGGCGACGCGCACGGCAACGCGCACGGGGACGCCGUGCACGGGAAUGUGAACGUGCACGGGAAUGUGAACGUGCACGGGAAUGUUAACGCGCACGCUCAUAGGAACGCCCACGGGAACGCCCACGGGAACGCCCACGGGAACGCCAUUGGUCACUCGGCGGUCAAUUCCGGCGCCACGCACGUGCACGCCGGGAGCCUCCAGGGCGCCCACGGCAACAGUCACGUGACUCACUCGACGGCGGCACACAUGCACGCGCAUCCUCACUCCCACCCGCACAUGCACCCUCACGUGCACGCCGGGGCGGCCCCCCCUCUGUCGGCCCUCGGCCCGGACCCCCACCCACACCCUCAGGACUCCCACCUGCUGCUGGGCUGCAUGCGGCGUUGCUACGGCGACUGGAUCACCAACACCUACGUGAAGCCCUUCGUGGUGCUGCUGUACCUCGUUUACAUCUCCUUCGGCCUCAUGGGCUUCAUGCAGGUGACCCAGGGCUCCGACCCCAGCGCCCUGGUUGCCAUGGACACGGCCACGGUGCUGUACGCGCGGGCCCAGCAGCGCUACUUCAGCUCCUACUCGCCGGUCAUCGGCUUCUACAUCUACGAGAGCGCCCCCUACUGGAACGCCUCGGUGCAGCGGGACCUGCUGGAGUACACCAAGGGCUUCCAGAGGAUCAGCUGGCUGGAGUCCUACCUGGGAUACCUGUCGGAGCUCAACCAGUCCACCAGCCAGCCGCGCCACAACUUCACCCGCACGCUGCGCCUCCACUUCCUGCGCCAGCCGCGCUACGCCCACUUCGCCGACGACAUCAUCUUCGCCGAGCGGGGCGCGGGCGAGGAGCCCGAGGUGGCGGCGUCGCGCGUCUUCCUGGUCGCCAAGACGACGGAGAACAAGCGGGAGGAGAUGUCGGUGCUGCUGGACACGCUGCGGCGGCUGUCGCUGACGUCGCGCGUGCGCUUCCUCAUCUUCAACCCAUCCUUCGUGUACCUGGACCGCUACGCGGCGGCCGUGGGCUGGCCCCUGCGCCACUCCCUGCUGGCCGUGCUCUUCCUGCUGGGCCUGGCCUCCCUGGCGCUGGUGGAGCCCCUGGUGGCCGCCUGGCUGGGCCUGACGCUGCUGUCGGUGCAGUUCGGCGUGGUGGGCUUCAUGACCCUGUGGGGGGUGGAGCUGGACUGCGUGUCGGUGCUCUGCCUCAUCUCCACGCUGGGCCACGCCGCCGACUGCAGCGCCCCCCUGCUGUGCGGCUUCGCGGGGGGCCGCGGGGAGAGCCGGACUCGCUGGGUGCGCGUGGCGCUGGAGCGGCACGGCGUGGCCUCCCUGCAGGCGCUGCUCUGCUACGCCGCCGCACUGGCGCCCGUGGCGUGCGUGCGCUCCAACCUCACGCGCACCAUCUUCCGCUGCCUGGCGCUGGCGGCGGGCUGCUCGGCGCUGCACACGCUGGCCUUCCUGCCCACGCUGCUCACCUUCCUGCCGCCCGCCAAGUCCAAGGACGCGCCGGGCGGGCGGGGGCCGGGCAGCCCCCGGCAGGAGGUGGAGUGCGUGGAGAUGAACGACAGCACGCGGGUGGUGGACCAGAUCACCACCGUCUGACCGCCGGGACCGCGCG